Messenger RNA from Staurois parvus, 511 nucleotides. The record is from the annotation of a GenBank genome assembly. NCBI's taxonomy places the organism in Eukaryota, Metazoa, Chordata, Amphibia, Anura, Ranidae.
ACUGUCUGCAGAAUUUUAGUACAAAAACAGUGCUCCUGUUAGUAUGUCCGCAGUCUCUGGUCAUCUCCUGAUUAGUAUGUCCGCAGUCUCUGGUCAAUCUCCUGUACUAUGUCCGCAGUCCUCUGGUCAUCUUCUGUACUAUGUCCGCAGUCUCUGGUCAUCUCCUGUACUAUGUCUCGCAGGUCUCUGUUCAUCCCUGUACUAUGUCCGACAGUCUCUGUGUCAUCUCCUGUACUAUGUCCGCAGUCUCUGGUCAUCUCCUGUACUAUGUCCGCAGUCUCUGGUCAUCUCCUGUACUGUGUCCACAGUCUCUGGUCAUCUCCUGUACUGUGUCUGCAGUCUCGGGUCAUCUCCUGUACUGUGUCCGCAGUCUCUGGUCAUCUCCUGUAGUACAUCCGCAGUCUCUGGUCAUCUCUUGUACUAUGUCCCGCAGUCUCUGGUCAUCUCCUGUACUAUGUCCGCAGUCUCUGGUCAUCACUGUUACUAUGUCUGCCGUCUCUGGUCAUUUCCU